Molecule: messenger RNA, 252 nt
Organism: Symbiodinium natans
Lineage: Eukaryota; Dinophyceae; Suessiales; Symbiodiniaceae
Source: the annotation of a GenBank genome assembly
AUGCUGGACCUGAUCACGAUCAUCUCCGCGGCAGGAUUGCAGCAGGAGCUGAAGACGGCCAACGGAGACAAGAGCUUGGUGAUUCAUGAGGAGUCCGAGGAGGGAAGCUUCGUGGAGAGUGCUGCCAGCCACGUAUCCGCUGCUUUGGAGUCCUUCGACGAGGCUGUGUCGCAGGGCAUGAGCGCCCUUUUCGGUGGGAGCUCCUCCUCUUCCUCGGAGGAGGUUCCUGUUGCCCCGAAGAAGGUCGACUGA